AUGUUUUCUGAGAAUGUUGAAGAAUUUUCUGUUUUUAUUAGGAAACUUGAGAUGGAAGCAAAGAGAAAACAAGAAGAAGAGGAGAGAAAGAAAAGGGAAGAUGAUGAAAAACGUAUUCAAGCUGAAGUGGAGGCGCAGCUGGCCCGGCAGCGGGAGGAGGAGUCCCAGCAGCAGGCAGUUCUGGAGCAGGAGCGCAGGGACCGGGAGCUGGCACUGCGCAUCGUCCAGAGUGAAUCUGAGCUCAUCAGCGAUGAGGGCCAGGGUGACCCGGCGCUCCGGAGAAAUGAUGGAACAAGACCCAAAAUGACACCGGAACAAAUGGCCAAUGAAAUGUCAGAAUUUUUGAGUAGAGGUCCUGCUGUACAAGCCACCAAGGCAGCUGCUGGUACCAAGAAACACGAUCUUAGUAAGUGGAAAUACGCAGAACUUCGUGACACCAUCAACACUUCUUGCGAUAUUGAGCUCUUGGCAGCUUGCAGAGAAGAAUUUCAUAGGAGACUAAAAGUGUAUCAUGCUUGGAAAUCUAAGAACAAGAAGAGAAAUACUGAAACAGAGCAACGUGCUCCAAAGUCUGUUACUGACUAUGAUUUUGCACCAUUUUUGAACAAUUCACCUCAGCAGAACCCUGCAGCUCAGCUUCCUGCCAGGCAGCAGGAGAUUGAGAUGAACCGGCAGCAGCGCUUCUUCCGCAUCCCAUUCAUCCGCCCUGCUGACCAGUACAAAGACCCCCAGAACAAGAAAAAAGGCUGGUGGUAUGCCCACUUUGAUGGACCCUGGAUUGCCCGGCAAAUGGAGCUGCAUCCCGACAAGCCACCCAUCCUUCUUGUGGCUGGUAAGGAUGACAUGGAGAUGUGUGAGCUGAAUCUUGAAGAGACUGGCCUGACUCGAAAGCGGGGUGCGGAGAUUCUGCCCAGGCAGUUUGAAGAGAUCUGGGAGCGCUGUGGAGGCAUCCAGUACUUGCAGAAUGCUAUUGAGAGCAGACAGGCUCGGCCCACGUAUGCCACAGCCAUGCUGCAGAGCCUGCUGAAGUAGAUGUUGCACAGGAGCCUUGUGGCGAGGAGCCCUGGCCGUGUUACUAGGUAGGGAGUGUGCCCAACAGUUAACCCUUCUCGCUUGUCUUAGAAUAAUUCCUUAUGCAAAGUGAACAGGUUUUAUUAAUCAUGGCUUUUUGAAUUUGUUUAAGGUUAAUUAAGGUUGUGGUAGUGAAUUUGGGAUCUAAAAAUUAUUUUCCUGUACCCAGCUGUAACCCGUACACCUCUCAUUAUGCUAAUGUUUGUUAUACUUGGACAGAUUGUAGCAUCUCUCAUUCUUUACCAACAGACUACCUUAAGUCCAUCAUGAAUGUUCUCAAGGAAAAGAGAAAUUGUUUUUAAAGGAUGACACAGAACCUUAUAACUGGAAUAAUGAAGCCUUAGCUUAAGUUUCUUACAAGAGUUAAGGUACUAAAUGAUCAAAUCCCUGCUGUAUAUUUUGUCUACUUUCUCAGAAAUUAAUGGAAAUUUCCAUCUUUGAUGGAAAUUCUGGUUUUGCCCCCUCCCCUUUGCAGCAUGUCUCCGUUUGGGUAAAGCAAUUCUCCCUAAGUUCUGGAAUUCUGGAGAGAGCCUUGAUGUAUGUCAUGUGACAAAGGAGGCAUUAACGGUGUCUGUCCAUCCAGCACACGUUUGGUUUUCUUUUCUGUCCAGUUGUGUGGUGUAUCAGAAUGUUACUUUGAUAUUUCAUGGACAAAUAAAGGAAAUUCAGAUAGUUUAAAUGCCUCAAAGUUUUGAGAUAAGUUUUGUUUUAUUUAGAAAGGGAAACAGAAGUGGCACUAUGUCUUAACUGGACUGAACUGAAAUAUUCUUUCAACUGCAUCUCAGUUUCAAUUUUUGUAUCAGAAUCUUGUCCAAGUUGUUUCAUAUGAUUUAAGCUGGUGUUGUUCUGCUUCAAGCAUCUCUCUCUCUCUCUCUCUUUUUCAUUCCUGGUGUCUUUUUUGGACUUUGAGAUUUUGGUAAUUUUAGAGCUGUUUUAUAAACUUUUGAGCCCUUGUACUUCAUAAUUGCUUGUUUCAUGUUACUGAUAAUUUUUUAAAAGUUUUCUUUGUGUGCUGUUAGUCUUGAUCAAACAUCAGCAGGUUUAAGCCUAAUAUGUAUGACUUUCAUAUUAGGAAUUUAGAGAAAAAAAAUACAUCAAGGAGUUAAUGUUGACAUCCUAAGGAGUCUUAUUUGUAU
Castor canadensis (American beaver) is the source of this 2207-nucleotide messenger RNA. NCBI's taxonomy places the organism in Eukaryota, Metazoa, Chordata, Mammalia, Rodentia, Castoridae. The record is from RefSeq and is a predicted model, not a curated record.